AGGCAACGUGACAUUAUCGGGAAACACGCUGCGAGUCCGGCUCAGAUAAAAAAGCGCUUCUUUGAGUCUUCGUUUCACACCUUCAAAACGUUUUUCAAACCUCUCGAAUUUUCGUAGAGCGUGCGCUAUGGCGGGGAUGCAGCGGCAGCCAUGGGAGAAGCUUGAGGGGAAGGUGGUCAUGGUCACUGGUGCGUCCUCUGGUAUCGGACGUGAGCUGUGUCUCGACCUCACCAGAGCUGGUUGCCUCAUCGUUGCGGCUGCCCGUCGAACUGAUCGCCUCCGUUCACUCUGUGACCAGAUAAACGGUGCUGAAUCGGCGGAGGGCGAUCGGGAGACGAAGGCCGUCAGAUCGGUGGCCGUGGAGCUUGAUUUGUGUGGUAAGAGCACCGAGAUCGAGGCUGCUGUUCAAAAGGCCUGGGAUGCCUUUGGCCGUAUUGAUGCCCUUGUUAAUAACGCUGGGAUUAGAGGUUGGGUGUAUUCCCCACUAGAUUGGAGUGAAGAAGACUGGAAUUCCAACAUCAAAACCAAUCUAACUGGACUAUGGUUGGUAUCCAAACAUGUCUGCACACGGAUGCGGGAUGCAAAACAAAAAGGUUCAGUGAUCAAUAUCUCAUCCAUUGCCGCUCUUGAUCGUGGCCAGGGGCCUGGAGCACUUGCAUACUGUGCAUCAAAAGCAGGAGUCAACAUGGUCACCAAGGUCAUGGCUUUGGAACUUGGGGUGUAUAACAUCCGAGUGAACGCCUUAGCACCAGGAUUAUUCAAAUCAGAGAUCACACAAGGGCUGAUGAGAAAAGAAUGGGUGAACAAAGUGGCCGAGAAGAUUGUUCCAUUAAAGACUUUUGGCACAUCUGAUCCUGCACUGACAAGGGUAGUUCGCUACUUGAUUCAUGACUUGUCGGAGUAUGUCACUGGCAAUAUCUUCAUUGUAGAUGCAGGAGCCACCCUCCCUGGUUUUCCUCUCUUCUCUUCCCUCUGAAUUAAUUGUCUCCAGCUUCAUCCAUAUAUAUAUAUAUAUAUAUAUGUAUGUUUAGGUGUCUGAUUUUGAUUACAUAUAUAUAUAUAUAUAUAUCUAGCAGUGUGUUUGCUUCUGAA
Molecule: messenger RNA, 1092 nt
Organism: Dioscorea cayenensis subsp. rotundata (Guinea yam)
Lineage: Eukaryota; Viridiplantae; Streptophyta; Magnoliopsida; Dioscoreales; Dioscoreaceae
Product: 3-oxoacyl-[acyl-carrier-protein] reductase FabG-like
Exons: 3
Coding region: 128-976 (282 amino acids)
Molecular function (GO): oxidoreductase activity
Source: RefSeq, a predicted model, not a curated record